UACAGAUUGCUUGCCAACAACUAAAUUUAGAAUACUCAAAAAGUUGAACUUAACCAUUUUCUUCAUUUCUAUGACAUUAGAAAUUUUUGAUAACAGAAAUGGCUUUCUUAGAGCAAGCUGUGAACUUUGUUGAAGAGAAGGUGGCAGUAAUCGUCAUGACACCAGUGAAUUUUACCGAAGAAACGGUUGCAAUACUUGUAAAGAAACCAGAAGCAACACUAAAAGAUGUAAUUCUCAAGAGUACCAGUUUUGAUUCAGUCACUUUACUUGCAAAGGUUUCUGUAAGCAAUCCAUAUAUCACAACUAUUCCUAUAUGUGAGGUUAAUUACAUCCUGAAGAAUGCAGAUAGUGUUAUGGCCUCUGGAAAAUUACAGGAUCCAGGAUCCCUAACGCCCAUGAACUUGACGUUGCUUGUGAUCGAAGUGAAGGUGCCAUACAAUGUUGUGAUAACUCCACUACAAGACGCAAGCACCCAAUGGGCAAUUGAUUAUGAACUGCAGCUAUGUUUUACUUUUGAUAUCCCUGUAAUAGGAGAUGUAACAAUCCCUAUCACAGGAAAGGGAGAAAUCAAACUCCCUGCCAUCUCCAAGUUCUUGCAUUGUGGCAAAAAGGAAGACAGACUGGUUCUCUCUCAGAAACUGGAUAUGAGAACAUUGUGUUUUUAAUCAUACUGUAUUUGCUCUUUCUGCACAAUAAAGAUAAUCCAUUAAAAUGAUUCACCCUAGUGCUUCUUAUCCUCUCUGUUUUUCGAAACCCUGUUUCCGACAGGGCCACAGGAAGAUAAAUUCAAAAAUUUAAUCAGAUUCGUAUUCUCA
This is a messenger RNA of Papaver somniferum (opium poppy), 815 nucleotides long. RefSeq names its product late embryogenesis abundant protein Lea14-A-like. The coding region runs from base 99 to 665 and encodes 188 amino acids. The transcript has 2 exons. The record is from RefSeq and is a predicted model, not a curated record. Gene Ontology annotation, biological process: response to desiccation. Lineage: Eukaryota; Viridiplantae; Streptophyta; Magnoliopsida; Ranunculales; Papaveraceae. Gene Ontology annotation, cellular component: cytosol.